Messenger RNA from Aspergillus pseudonomiae, 965 nucleotides. RefSeq lists its product as uncharacterized. Lineage: Eukaryota; Fungi; Ascomycota; Eurotiomycetes; Eurotiales; Aspergillaceae. The record is from RefSeq and is a predicted model, not a curated record. The transcript has a single exon. The coding region runs from base 281 to 769 and encodes 162 amino acids.
UUUCUCGGCACUUCCGACGAUCCCCUCUUUCUUGUCCUUGUGCCUCCUCUCAGUCCUCCUCGGUCCCCUCGCUGUGCUCUCGGACUCGAUAUCUAGGGCAACCAGCCACCCGCAAUACCGGAGUUAAGCCACCCGGCCUAAAACCACCGCCAGCGCAUCGACUCAACAACACUCUCCAACUCCUCAACCACCUCCGGACCACCCGCCAAAAUGUCCUACAACAAACCCGUACGCACCCUCUCCAUUCUCCACUACCACAAAAGUCACAGAGCACUGACAAAUGCGUAACAGGACGGACCGCCUCCCUCCUAUCCCGCCCCCGUCCACGACGCAGGGCCCUACUACCCUCCCCAGGGCGCCCAGGGCGACUACUACAACCAAGGCGGCGGAUACCCUCCGCAGAACUACGGUCCACCCCCGCAACAGGGAUACUACGGCUCUCCGCCGCCGCAGGGUCAACAACCCAUGUACUACCCGCCGCAGCAAGGGUACCCGCAGCCGGGGUACUACGCCGAUGACCGCGGCGGCGGCGGCGGCUCCUCGGGCGGUGGUAUCUGCGCCGGUAUCAUGGCUGCGCUGGCCUGUUGUUGUUGUCUGGACAUUCUGUUUUAGAUUGCGUCGUCUUGCCUGCCGUUUCUACGCUGCUGCGGUUGCGACUUGGUUUUCGUUUCGUCUUUUGGCGCCGGAAUGGAGUUGGUUUCGUUCAUGGUGUACGGGGUAUCUUUCUUUGCUUGUUCAGCUGCGAAUGGUUCGUCUGUUGCAUUUUUGAUACUCGCUUAAUCAAACGUGUUGGUAUUGUUAUCGUGAUAUAUUACUUAUGCCGAUGCUAUAUUAUAUUAUAUCAUGGACAUUCAUGCUCGUACAUCGAGUUCAACUUAAUCACAUCAGUCAUAACCAGUCACACAAACAUAAAAAGAACAAAAUAAAAGGGUAUCAAUCAUCAAGACAUAGAAGCACUCCCCAUU